GGUGGAUGUCGCAUAACCAACAGAGGCAGAUGCCCCAGUAGGGUUGAGGGUUGUGUCCACUCGAGGCUGGACCCAUUGCUCGCGAAUCGGGAUGGCGUGGAGAGCUCUGAUUUACAAGAGAGUUAGCGCAAACCACCCCCCCCGGCUUGCUGCCGACCAAGAUGACGGGGUUUACAUGGACCAUACGACACCUAAAACAGCUUGGGGGGAGCUGCGCCUUCCCGUCAUCAAAAAUCCCGUCCCCGUCUCGGGAUCUCUUCCUUAGUUCUCACGCAAUCCCACCUUGUCGUCGCAAACACCAACACGCGCGAGUUUGUCUCUCUCUCUCCCGCUCUCUGCCGCCUCCAUCGAACCCAGCGAUAAGCCUAUGACCGUCUCAUCGAGGUAGCCUCACAAGCCCGGGCAGGCCUAAUAUCUGCAAGGAUGUUUGGCUCCCGAAGGCAUCCUCGGCCGCCCAAUCUGCCCUUGACAGCGGCGACUGUUGAUCCAAAUGCUGCCACGGCUGCUGCUGCCGUCUUCAAACGCCAUGAGUCCAACUCUACAUUAUCAGCUGCCGCUGCCGCCGCUGCUCUUCGCGCGCGACCCAUGACGCCAACACGAGUGGCCGACGUGCAAACAAAACGAACCCUACGCCGCAGCGCAUCGGUCGCCUCAUCGUCGCGAACGGAAUCACCAAUAACACAAGGCAGACCGAACCUGCAACGGCGCGGAAGCAGCGGGUCCAUGACCGAGCGAACGUUUCGAAGUCCAAGUCCACAUCGACCCGGUGGUAGCGGAGGACAUCGACAGACGCAAUCGCUCAGUCACGACGCCCCUCCCGUCCCAGCCCUCCCAAAAGAUAUCGGCGCGUCACCACAAACCCAGCAUCGCAAAUCCAAAAGCCUAGGAAUGGGGACCACCCCUGUACGACUUGCGUCUCAGAGACUUGGUUCAGAAGAUGCGCCGUCUUGGUUUGGGGCGGCCAAGGUCGGCGACCCUUCCAAUAUCCGUAGGACGGAUCCUGCUAUGGCCAGCCCUCCAUCAAGCCCACCACAGAUCCCACGACAAGAGCAAGAGAUGGUGUCUGAGAUUGCAAGGCCUGAUAGUCAGGCGUCGUCGAUAAACUUCUCCUACCCAACGCGAACGAGAGUUGGCUCUCCCCCAGUGUCCCCCACAGAAGCGCCUGCUUCUGUCGGUAGUUCGGCUCGUUUCAGCCUUCCGGCAUCUGCUGUGGAGGCCGGGUCGGCUGCGCAGAUGUCGCGAACCAGAGAGCAACCGGCCCGUCAAGCACUGGUGGCGAGUCCAAGAACUCGGUCUACCUCGAAUCCCGCCCCCGACGAAAUUUUGGUUUAUGACCCCAACUCGAGACGCAUGGUCCCACGAUCAGAGCUGCAUCCGGCACAUCAUGAAGCCCCCCAGCAACGCACCGACUCGAAAAGGAAAAAGAGGACAUCGCAAAAAGCUGGAUCACAUCUCGCCGCAGGGACAGUGAGCCGUCUGAAAGGUACAGCGGUCGACAAUUCUCCAGCGACCAAGAACCAAUCACAGAUCACGCCGGCCCCCGUCCAGGAGCGCAUCCAUGUGCCCCAGCCGUCAGUAUACGUGCAAGAUCUCGAGGAGCCAUCGGUCAAAGCCAUCAUCAGCUCACCAAGAUUGGAUGCGAAGAGGCUUGAGCAACAUGGCCCUCCACCAAUGACCCCAUCCAGCCCUCAGGUCAGCAAGGAGGCGACUUGGCAAGGGGUCAGGAGACAGCCUUCGGUCGUUAGGGAGGAAGCGGAGCCCGAAGAGCCAAAGCCAAACCACAUCUCAACAAGCUCUUUGACACAGGCCCUAGAUUCUGUUCCAACACGGCCAAAAACGGUUUCCACACCGGAAUCGAGGGGAUCACCUUUCACACAAGUGAUGGAUGCAGUCCCAACAAGGCAAAAGACGUACCCAAAUACUGAGCUCGAGGUCCCCUCUGUCGAAAUAUCGAAGCCAACCAGUCCAAGCCCCGUACGAGGUGGUCGUUCGCCAGUUGACACGAGACGGGCUCAAGUCGCACAUGAACGCAGUCACUCUAAUAGCCCUGUUCGACAAGCACACUUUGGGCCGGUCCAGGAAAACUUGACAGUUAAGCACUCGCCUCCUCCUCGGUCGAUCUCGCCGCGCAAAUCAGCCCUUAAGCACUCGAGCCCCUCGAGAGGCGCGUCGCCUUCGUCGUCCGAGGCAUCUGUAAGCGGCAAUCAUGAGCCACCUGUUGGGCGCAAGAAAUCCGUGCGUGUCAGUUUUGACGAUGCUAAAGAUGCUGUGAGCCCUUCGCCGGACAACCGCGCCACGUCACCGCUCUCCGCCAGUCCUCCAGAGGCCGGCCGUCAGCGAUACUUUGGCCUUGUCAAGAAAGACAUUCCAUCUUUGGAUGAUGAUGAGAUUAUGAAGCCCCGGCCUGCGUUGCCGAGCUUCGGAAGCAUUCGAGAAAGGAAGCCCCGAGAUGCACAACCGGAGGAGGAUGCGGAACGACCGCUUGUUCGGCCGAACGCGGAGACAACACAUGCUUCUACGGGACCUUCAGCGACAGGACUUCUUCCCAGUCCAUCACUGGGCUCCAGCAAUGACCACGCGCUGGGUGGAAUCUUUUCCCAAGAAUGUGACGAGGGCCGUACACAUACUGCAAAUAUCUCGAGGCUCAGGGAACCUCUGCCUCCUGUUGUAACUAGCGUCGAGGGCGGUGGGUACAUCAGCGACACGGACAGCGACAGCUCUCUGGCUACCACUCAGUCGGAACACGAGCCGGCCGAGGUCUCCAGCCGUGACUUUGCCCCUCGGCAGCCACUUCAGACUCAAUUUGAACUGUCGAACGGCUCAGCCAGCCCACAAAGCAUCCCUACUGCUGUUCGGCAGGCCUCGGUCAACUCAGCACCGAAGCAAGAAGUUCCACAUAUAGCUGUCAUUCAGCCGACACCACCUGCGAUGGCUGAGGAUAAGUCACUCAGGGAAGAGCUCUUCGACGUGCCGGGAGGCUUCCCGGAGGAUGAGUCCGAUCAGUCCGUUCCUCAGCGGCCUGCGCCCGCCAUGGUCGAGGUCCCGGAAAGUCGGCCGGCAGUUCAGCCUUCGACGCAAACCAUCUCUUCAGCUGUUCACGAUACUACUGAUUCCGAAAGCAGCAUCUAUAGCGAUGCGUGUGAGGACCUUUCCGAUAUCGAGGGCAGCGGCUUCUUGUCGCUCGAUGCCGUGGUGGAAAGCCCACUCCGACCGGAUCCCAGCUCUCGCCAGCAUCCGAAAGAGCUACAUGCGACCGAAAAGCCCGUCGAGGCAACGCCCAAACUCCAGACCGAGAUAUCGACAGCCACGACUGCCGUUGAGACCCCACACGCAAGUCCGCCUGCGAGUCCACCCACAGAGAGCCCGCAGGAUGAGUGGGAAAAGGUGAAAGCAUACUGGCGAAGUCUCAGUGCGGAGAAGCGAGCACAGCUGGAAAAGGAGGCACGAGAAGAGGCCGGGGUCGAGGCCGAUCUGGAUCAGGUGCCAUCUGAACCGAAGCCAAAAAAGAAGAAAUCGAUUGAGAGAAGGAGUUCAGAGCGCAAGGCGUUGGCCUUGCACAUGGCACAGCAGGUGGCAGUCCAGCACCAAAGAGAGCAGGAGAAAGCUGUGACGAAUCCCGAGCGCAGUUAUAUGAUCAAGCCUGGGACGAAGUGGACCGAAGAGGAAGCUGCCAUCCCGACAACCAUGAGGAAGACUCUGCGCAGCGAACCUCAGCAACAGUCUGCUCCUACCCAAGGUCCCCGUCUGCGCAAAUCACUGCGAUCAAGCAGUGCCGACACCAGGAGGUCUGACACCAGACCCGCGGACAUGAGUCCAGCUAGGCACCCAGCACCGAGUGCUGCUGCUGCGGCAAGCUCUGCAUCUACUGAGAGCCAGCGACGGGCAGCGGCAAGCCCCCCUGUCACGGCUGUCCCGACAACAUUGAAACGCCGCGGCUCUAGUGGUAGUGAAAGCAGCUUCAAGAGGUCGAGGCCGAGAAGCGGGUCGGCCACCGGUUUCCGCAUGACCAUGAGAGCGACUUCGCCACCUACUGACCUGCCGUCGAAGAGGUUUUCGAUGACAUCUGUGUCCUCCAAACAAAGUGUGGAAGUUCCAGCUCCGAGCACUCAGAUGCGUAGAACAUUACGCGACUCGUCUACUGAGGGAAGAAGGAGUCCGAGCGGGAUGCGUAUGCCAAGUUUUGGAAAGAAGAGUGGUGCCAAAGUUACAAAGAAUAAGUCGGGGAACAAGUUUUCCAGUCGCUUCGCCGACUCGAGUGAUGAGGACGGAGGGGCCAGUGGCUUCCAAAGUCGGUUUGAAGAUUCUAGCGAUGAAGACGAUAUCGCCCCGGCGCCGCUCCCCCCAUUGCCAAAGUCUAAGUCGGCCCCUAACGGGGUAGGUGUUGGCCGUGGUUCUGUGGCCAGCACGGCCUUGUUGGAGGAGCUCGAGGAGUCAGAGGAGACACCGGCUGUCAAGGCGAAUGGGACAACCAAACCAGCGGUCUCGAGCCCGGGUGGCCAGCCUCCCUUGACGGUGGACACCUCUCUCCGCCGUGUCCGCUCUGGCAAGGGUAGCAUCCUUCGCACUUCUCAGACUGCCCCUGCACUGGGAGCUGAGACAGCCUCUCCUGUCUCAGGGGCCGCCCCAUCCGCCGAUGGCAAACGUGCCGCGACUCGUCGCAGCAGUCUGAUGUCUGUCCUCCGCCGCAAGAAGCAUGAUUCCUCCUCUGGGGGAAUCGCCCGCAGCAGCAUGGACAGCCCGGCGAGGAGGGACACCAAACUCGAGCGCAACGCCAGCCAGCUCAAGGCUGCCAGAGAGCAGGAUGUCUCGCCCACAGUGGAGGAGCCACCCGCUGCCGAGGGCGAGCCGGAGCCUGAACCAGCGGUAGUUCAGACCCCGCCACCGCAAAGAAGCCCCAAACUUCAAAAGAGGAUGGGGAUCUUCGGACACAGUCACAGUCAGAGUCAGCAGCAGCCUCCGCCGCCCAGGAUGCAGAUGCCACUGGAUGAUGACGGGCCAAAGAGACCUUCUACAAGUGGGAAUUUGGGCACUCGGACGUUGUCUGGUGGAAUCGGGGGUGGAAAUCUCGGGACGGGUCUGGUGCAGCAUCAGUUGCAGCAGCGGACGGCUUUUUCGACGGGUGCUCCGAGCGUGGACGGGAGUAGCGUCACUGGUACCGCGGAUGGGGGCACGCCGAAGAAGAAGAAGAGGUUUAGGGGGCUGAGGAAGAUGUUUAGGCUUGAUGAGUAGGGUUGUUGAUGCCCAGAAGGGAACAAAUUGUAGGAUAUCAUCAGGGUUGGGUACUUUUGGAUGGAAAAACGGGAACUCUAGGGAAGUAAAGAGAAGGACACGGAAAAAGUAUACUUGGCAACGAGUACUUAUGAGUAUGCAUACAUACCAUUUACUUACCCGCCCGCGCCCCUCCCCCCUUGCGCACACAAGAUGGAGAGAAAGAGAGGAGUAAUAAUGGAUAAUGACGGGAAGAUUUGGGGGGGUUGGAAAGGGGCGAUCGAUCGUUUAAGCCUGGGAGGCGUGCAUAAACUAGUUGGGGAAAGUUGGGUUUGGAGGAGAGCAAACAAAAGUGUUACUAUACUAUACCCCUUUGCACCGAUGGAUUCCUAAUUCUUUUUUUGGGGG
Podospora bellae-mahoneyi is the source of this 5616-nucleotide messenger RNA. RefSeq lists its product as uncharacterized. Lineage: Eukaryota; Fungi; Ascomycota; Sordariomycetes; Sordariales; Podosporaceae. The coding region runs from base 424 to 5229 and encodes 1601 amino acids. The record is from RefSeq and is a predicted model, not a curated record. The transcript is spliced from 2 exons.